Molecule: messenger RNA, 510 nt
Organism: Propithecus coquereli (Coquerel's sifaka)
Lineage: Eukaryota; Metazoa; Chordata; Mammalia; Primates; Indriidae
Product: germ cell-specific gene 1-like protein
Exons: 3
Coding region: 26-334 (102 amino acids)
Source: RefSeq, a predicted model, not a curated record
GGCGUGGGGCUCCUUUACCUGCUGCAUGGCAGCCUCUGUCACCACGCUCAACUCCUACACCAAGACGGUCAUUGAGUUCCGGCACAAGCGCAAGGUCUUUGAGCAGGGCUACCGAGAGGAGCCGACCUUCAUAGACCCUGAGGCCAUCAAGUACUUCCGGGAGAGGAUCGAGAAGGGGGAUGGAAGCGAGGAGGAGGACUUUCGCUUGGACUGCCGCCACGAGAGAUACCCCACCCGACACCAGCCGCACAUGGGGGACUCCUGGCCCCGGAGCUCGGCACAGGAGGCACCAGAGCUGAACCGCCAGUGCUGGGUGCUAGGGCACUGGGUGUGACCAAGAUCCCAGCCCUGUCCCUGGACCUCAGGCCAUCGCUGGCACCGUCCCCUGCCGCAAGACCACCAGUCUGGUGCCCCUGGAACCCUGGCCUGUGGGCUGUGAACUCAGCCAGCCUGCGUGGGAGACACCAGGCCCGUCCUGCCCACUGCUGCCUGGGUCCCAGGGCCCUGGAA